Molecule: messenger RNA, 1026 nt
Organism: Drosophila busckii
Lineage: Eukaryota; Metazoa; Arthropoda; Insecta; Diptera; Drosophilidae
Exons: 3
Coding region: 135-677 (180 amino acids)
Cellular component (GO): nucleus
Molecular function (GO): zinc ion binding
Source: RefSeq, a predicted model, not a curated record
AAAUAAAAAUAAUUAUAAGUGAAUAUAAACACAUUCAAUUUUAAAUGAAAGUGGUGUAUUUUGAAACAUUCAUCUUUUGAAGAAAGCUACACAAAAGACAUUUGUGCACAUACACUUACGUAGUACUUGUCGUCAUGGGAAGUAUUGAGAAGGCCUGCAUUUCUGGAUUUCUGUGUCGCUUAUGCUCUGAAAUGCAUAGAACAGUCAUUCACAUUUAUGGAGACCAUGGUCAGCGUUUAUGCCUAGUGGAAAAAAUCAACGGUUACUUACCAAUCACAAUAUCUCCAACAGAUCCAUUGCCAAAAACCAUUUGUAAAACUUGCUUACAUCGUGUUGAACAGCAUUAUAUACUAUUGAUGAGACUCGCACGAUUAAGGGAAGAGCGCAAAUAUAAUAUGUUAGCGUACAAAAAACGGGACGAAGCGGAAAAUUCACCGAUAUCCAGCGUGGAAUGCUCCGAUGAAGAAGACACAGACUCAACUGGAAACGUUGCACAGACUUUGAAUGCAGCGAGAAGGAAAUCUACGCGUAAUAACUUAAAAAAGGAAACAUCUACAGUUAGCAAUAGAAAUAAUUUAGACCAGACAGAUACACGUAAUAGUCAGAAUAUUAAUAAUAUAUCUAAUACCCAAAGCUCUACUGGACAGGCGUCAGAGGAAUACUCGCAAAUGGCAUAAGACGUACAAUUAAGAUAGUCUAUGCUUAAUUAAUGAAACGCCGAUUUCGUACGUAUUGAUAACAUAAUAUACUUAUACUUUACGGUAACUUUAAAAUCCAAUUGUUAAUGGAUAGUAAAUUCUUAGAUGGUACAUUCAAAUAUAAUUUUGAGAUUAUGUGUAGGUUGGGCAUAUGAAUUUUAUUGUGGCAAUCAUAGUUUUAUUUUUAUUUCUUUGGUUGACUCCGUCGUGGUAUGGGGCUUAUAGUAUUCUCUAUGACUACACACUUGAUCAUUAAGAUUGCUUGGUUCGAAAUUUUUUUAUAGAAUAGAAGUAGUAUUUGUUGCUAUAUAGUCAUUGUAUUGUUUUU